Molecule: messenger RNA, 3156 nt
Organism: Pieris rapae (cabbage white)
Lineage: Eukaryota; Metazoa; Arthropoda; Insecta; Lepidoptera; Pieridae
Product: alpha/beta hydrolase domain-containing protein 17B
Exons: 4
Coding region: 199-1062 (287 amino acids)
Biological process (GO): protein depalmitoylation
Cellular component (GO): endosome membrane; plasma membrane
Molecular function (GO): palmitoyl-(protein) hydrolase activity
Source: RefSeq, a predicted model, not a curated record
UCUAAGCCCCACCCCAAGGCCACGUUUAAAAAAAAUCGUAUGUUCGUUUUAAAAUGGCUGUCGACUGAAAUCUUUAUUGUUAGACUGUCAAAUUCAGUCUAUUUCGUUAUUUUCGUUAUGACUCAAGUUUAGUGUUUUGUCGUCUCCAAAUGAUAAAGUGUUUACGUAGGAACUCGUACAUGUACAUAAUUUUUCACAAUGAACGGAUUAAGUUUUAGUGAGCUAUGUUGCUUGUUUUGUUGUCCGCCAUGCCCUGGAAAAAUUGCAGCCAAACUAGCUUUUCUGCCUCCCGAACCCACGUAUGCAUUCACACCUGAUGAAACUGGAUCUAAAUUCUCUAUGACUCUCGGUGAGAGAGCUGAAUGGCAAUAUUCAGAACGAGAAAAAGAAAAUAUAGAAGGAUUUUAUUCUAGAACUACUAGGGGAAACCGAAUUGCAUGUCUCUUUGUUCGAUGUAGUCCCAAUGCUCGGUUUACUAUCUUGUUUUCACACGGGAAUGCCGUGGAUCUAGGACAAAUGAGUAGUUUUUAUUUAGGUUUAGGUACUAGAAUAAACUGCAACAUAUUUAGUUAUGACUACUCUGGAUAUGGUGUAAGCGGUGGAAAACCGUCAGAAAAAAACUUGUAUGCUGAUAUUGAUGCCGCCUGGCAGGCUUUGCGUACUCGUUAUGGCAUCAGCCCGGAAAAUAUUAUACUAUAUGGGCAGAGUAUUGGUACUGUGCCAACAGUGGAUUUAGCUGCUCGUUAUGAGGUGGGAGCUGUAGUUCUUCAUUCUCCAUUAAUGUCCGGUAUGCGUGUUGCCUUCCCUAACACUAAGAGGACCUGGUUUUUUGAUGCUUUCCCAAGUAUUGACAAGAUUCCUAAAGUAACCUCUCCAGUCCUUGUGAUACAUGGAACAGAAGAUGAGGUGAUUGAUUUUUCUCAUGGUCUUGCAAUUUAUGAGCGCUGUCCUCGUGCUGUGGAACCAUUAUGGGUUGAGGGAGCUGGGCAUAAUGAUGUAGAAUUGUUUAACCAAUAUUUAGAAAGACUGAAGAGGUUUGUCUCUGUGGAAUUGCUCAACUGACAUAGACUGCCGGCCUCAGGCCAUAAUAUUCAAGGUGAAGACCUAAAUCCCGCUUCCACUCUUAGCUCUGGGACAUCUAGUUCGGCAACAGAAAGACUACUCUAGCUAGCGGGGGCCGGGCCCAGCCGGGCCGGCCCCAACAAAAAAUCUACUAUUGGUUCUUCGAGCACGCAGCAUCUCGAUGAGAACAUAGACAACAAGGAGUUAUCUGCGGCGAGCGCCAACAGUCCGCGUUCAAUCGCUCACAACAUUAGUAUCAAUGUGACAGAUAUUGAUUCGCCAGCUGGUGUUCGUCGUCGAAUUCACUUACGGUCCCUCAGUGAUGUAACACCAGCGGGCCGAUCGCCUGGCGCCCGUCCGCGCUCCCACUCGGAACGACCUCGCGUUUCUCCCGGACCCUCUCCCGCCGUCUCGCUCGCUCCUUCUCCGUCUCCCCGUAUUCCCCCACCGUCUCCACAUCUAGUGACAGCUCUAUAUCCACGUGUCGUUCGUAGUGAGAGAUCGUCACCGGAUGCAUCCUUGCAAGCUCUCGUUGAUGAUCCUCGCCCUAAAACUAAUGCUUUAACCGUCGUCAACGAUCCAUGGAGGAAGAUGAGCGAAGUGGACUUGAAAAGUGCGAGCCGGCGCAGACGGCCGACGGCGCGCGCUUCGCUCGAAUCGAGCGGCACUGUGGACCCGUGGGUACGGAACCCAGCAUCGCGGUCGGGUUCUCGUGACGAGUUGCGCGUGCGACGCGGUAAACUGGAACGUUCGGCCGCGGUGGCGUGUGAAUCGUGUGGGAGUGGUGCUUGCGAGUGGUGGGCGGCGCGUGCGGUAGGAGACUGUACGUGCGCAAGUCUUUCGCCUGCACGAUUAGCGCCACGACCUCCCCCGCCGAGGGCGCUCUCGGACGAUGAGAGCCGCCCACGACGACUCUUCAAGUCGGCCUCCCAAAAGAUCAUCUGCUCGUCCCUCGAGAGAGACACCACCGCCCCCACUGCUGAUCCUUUGCUCGAAACCACGUGUUGAUUCAACUGUUCUUAGUUAUACUGACUAUCUCUUGUGAUCUAGGAACGCCUAUGGCUAUGUGACUUGUGAUUCGGUUUUGUAUCGUGUUAAAUAAGCGUGUUUCUCUUUCGAUGUAUGAGUAUUAUUAGUAUGAAUUUUUGUAUUCCUAUUUUUAAGAUUUCAAAAUUUAUAAAUGUAAUUGUAAUGUAUCAUAUUAUUAUAGAGAGGUUACAUUUAUGGUAUAUUGUAAUAUUAAUGUUUUGCUAUGUUCUAAAAAUUCGGAGAUUGUGUAUAAUUUGAUGGCUGAAUGUGAACUGCUGAUAGAAUUUUAAUUACAUAAUUGGUAGACUAUAAUUAUUUGUAGUUAUUAAAUCACGACCAUUUUCUUGUAAAUGACAUAUUGCUAGUUCCUGUCUUAUUUUACACCUUUUAUUAUCGAACGCACAUUGAGAAAUUACUAUUUGGUAACUGGAGAAUAUAUUAUUAAUUUUUGACUACUGUGACAGAACAUGAAUUAAGAACCAUAUUGUUAUAAAUUUUACGAUAAAAUGUUUUUAUAUUCUAAUGAAGUUAAAGCAAUAGCACAAUUAUUAUUAACAUUUUAGUGAUAAAAAUGCAAUACCAUUAAUUACCUUAAUGUAAAAAUAAAUUGUUUUUUAUUAAUCAAGAUGCAGAUAAGAUUUAUUUAGCUGUCAAUAACUAAUUUGAAUAUGAUUUUUAUACACAGUAUUUAUACCCAAAGUGGGCUUCCAAUUUAAAUACUGACAUUGUUAACUAAUUUAUGAAAAGAAGUAAUUUAGGCACCAUAAACUAAUCAAUAUUGCAUAUUAUUUAUAUUGUGCUAUUGGCUUUUUUAUUGUAAAAAACAUAUCAUUCAAACAGUUUAAAAUUUUGUUUCAGUCCCUAAUUUUUUGCAGUUGUAUUUUACAUUUAUAUAUAACAUUUUAUUAAAUAAACAUAAAAUAUAUCAUUAUUCAAUAAUCCAUGUUUACAUUAAAUCACACCAUGUAUCAUAAUUGGAGACUGAUAAUUUCCUCCCAACUAAUGUGCUUUAAUGAGCAGUAGAUUGGACUUGUUAUCUCAAUAAAUGCUAAAUAUAAUAUGAAA